Molecule: messenger RNA, 2661 nt
Organism: Catharus ustulatus (Swainson's thrush)
Lineage: Eukaryota; Metazoa; Chordata; Aves; Passeriformes; Turdidae
Product: sulfate transporter-like
Exons: 2
Coding region: 430-2556 (708 amino acids)
Biological process (GO): transmembrane transport
Cellular component (GO): membrane
Molecular function (GO): bicarbonate transmembrane transporter activity; oxalate transmembrane transporter activity; chloride transmembrane transporter activity
Source: RefSeq, a predicted model, not a curated record
AUGCCUGCAGCCCCUCAAUAGAAAUUUCUGAUUUCUUCUUGCAGAAAAACCCAUCUUUAUGGCACAGCUCAUGUUUUUACAGGGAUAUCAGAAGGCCCUGUGUUAAAUCAAAUUUGCUAACACUGACACUCAUUUUAUUGGUCAGUAAAUGGCCAGGGUGUAUUUCUAUUGAAUCUCUAUUUUUUGUUAGUUCCCAUAUUUUCUUCAUGGAUUCUCAUGGGACAGAUUUUUUGUUGUUACACGUGCAACCUAUUUUUCUUUACAAGGAUAGAUUUUGUGCAAACUGAUUGUCAUUCCUCUGAUUCUUUCUCAUGGGAACUUACAGGCUAGCUGUUAAUUCAGCAGAGCAAAAUGAUUUUAUAAGAUCUUUUAAAAAUAAGAUUUCUGCUUAUAUGCAGCACUCACGCCUGCCUUAGCCCCCCUGGGGACAUGGAGGACACAUCCAACAAAGCCACCCUCAGGCCACAGGAGAUUCCUGACACUUUUAUCAGCUUGGAGGAACAUGAACCCACGGGUUUCAGCAGCAAGGAGUUCAUCCUGGAGAAAGCCAGAGCUGCCUGCACCCCGGGGAGCCUGAGCUCGUCCCUGCGCCGGCUGCUCCCAGUGCUGGACUGGCUGCCCCAGUACAGCCCCAGGACCCAGCUGCUGGGGGACGUGAUCUCAGGGCUCCUGGUGGGCAUCGUGGCCAUCCCCCAGUCCAUCUCCUACUCCCUGCUGGCCAACCAGGACCCCAUCUACGGCAUCUACACCAACUUCUUCUGCAACAUCAUCUACGCGGCGGCGGCCACGUCGCGCCACGCCAGCGUGGGCUCCUUCGGGGUGCUGUGCCUCAUGGUGGGGCAGUCGGUGACACGCCACCUGCAGCUGGCAGGCUAUGGGGACAGCAGUGCUGCCCUCGGGGACAACUCCAGCUCCCCCAGCAAUGGGACAGAGGGCUGUGACAGGAGCUGCUACGCCAUCACCGUGGCGCUCUCCCUGAGCUUCCUGGUCGGUCUUUACCAGAUCCUGCUGGGGGUUUUACAGAUGGGCUUCGUGGCUGUCUACCUGUCAGAGCCUCUCCUGAGUGGCUUCGUGACCGGCUCCAGCCUCACCAUCAUCACCUCCCAGAUGAAAUAUCUGCUGGGGCUGAAAACCCCUCGCCGCGACGGGGUGGGCUCCUUCGUGCUCACCUGGGUGGACAUUUUCAGCUCCAUCCACAACACCAACAUCUGCGACCUGCUCACCAGCCUGGUGGCUCUGGCUGUCAUCGUGCCCGUCAAGGAGCUCAACGAGCGCUACAAGGCGAGGAUGAAGGCGCCCUUCCCCAUCGAGCUGCUGGUGGUCAUCGUGGCCACCGUCAUCUCCCACUACUUUGACUUCGAGCGGCGCUACCAUUCUGCCGUGUGUGGGGACAUCCCCACCGGCUUCAGGACGCCCACGGUGCCGGACACCAGCCUGUUUCCCAGCCUGGCACUGGAUGCCGUGCCCAUCGCCGUGAUUGGCUUUGCCAUGACCGUGUCCCUGGCGGAAAUCUUUGGCAAGAAGCACGGCUACGCCGUCAGCGCCAACCAGGAGAUGAUCGCCAUCGGCUUGUGCAACCUCAUCCCUUCCUUCUUCUACUGCUUUGCCAGCUCUGCCGCCCUGACCAAGACUCUGCUGAAGGAGUCCACGGGCAGCCAGACGCAGCUGUCGGGGCUGGUCACCUCCCUGGUGCUGCUGCUGGUGCUGCUGUGGAUCGCCCCGCUCUUCUACUCGCUGCAGACCUCCAUCCUGGGCGUGGUCACCAUCGUCAACCUGCGCGGCGGCCUGAGGAAGUUCCGCGACACGCCCGCCAUGUGGCGGCUCAGCAGGCUGGACGCCGUGGUGUGGUGGGUCACCAUGCUGUGCUCCACGCUGGUCACCACCGAGAUCGGGCUCCUGGUGGGCGUUUGCUUCGCCCUGCUCUGCGUCAUCCUGCGCACGCAGAGACCCCGGGCCACGCUGCUGGGCCGGGUCAGCCACAGGGAGGUCUACGAGGACCAGGCCGCCUACAAACAGCUCAGCAGCGUCGCCAACGUCAAAAUUUUCCGCUUUGAGUGCUCGCUGUACUAUGCUAACAAGGAUUAUUUCAAGGCUGUGCUGUACCAGAAAACGGGGCUCAAUCCUGUCCUGCACAGGACGCACACGAGCACAGACAGGGGCUCUCGGGGUGCUGGGUUUGGCUGCCUCAAACAGGCCAGAAGGGCUGGGAAGGUUCCAGAAGGUGCCUGUGCCCCCUCCCCAGACAUGCACACCCUGAUCCUGGACUGUGGGGCCAUGCAGUUCAUCGACACGGCGGGGCUCUCCGUGCUGAAGGAGACACACCACGACUACCAGGAGCUCGGUGUCCAGGUGCUCCUGGCCAACUGCAACCCCUCCAUCCGCCAGCGGCUCCGGGAGGGCGGCUGGGCUGGCCAGGCAGGCACCGGGGCCCCGCUCGCCUUCCACUGCAUCCACGAUGCCGUGCGGUUCGCUGAGCGCCAGCACCAGGGGGAAGGCAAGGACAGACAGGCUGCUCCCCCGGAGCUCGACGGCACGAACUGCCAGCAGUCUCUGUAGCCCGAUGUGCCAGGAAAGGUUUCCAACGGGGAUGGGGUCGGGAGCAGGUUCGGUGUUUGCGCUGUCAGAACGCAGGAGGGGCUGGGAUGCUCUGCCAGGGGCUGG